This is a messenger RNA of Nyctereutes procyonoides (raccoon dog), 4916 nucleotides long. RefSeq names its product coiled-coil domain containing 134 (gene CCDC134). The transcript is spliced from 7 exons. Lineage: Eukaryota; Metazoa; Chordata; Mammalia; Carnivora; Canidae. The record is from RefSeq and is a predicted model, not a curated record. Bases 192 to 953 code for a protein of 253 amino acids.
CGGGGCGGCGGUCGCGGCCGGCGCUCAUUGGCCGGCAGCGGCGCUCGGAGGUUCCUGCGCUACCGCUGGCGCCUAGUGUGAGGACCCGCGCCUUUGCUACUCGCCCGGCGGGUCGUGGAGCGGGGCGGCUCGCCGAAGUCCUGCCCGCGCGCCCCUGCCCGCAGCGCCCGGCCAGCUCUAGGAUCUUACCUAUGGAUCUUCUUCAGUUCCUGGCCUUCUCCUUCAUCCUGCUAUUGUCUGGGACAGGAGUCACAGGCGCCCUGAAAACCUCCCUGGACCCUAGCCUGGAAAUCUACAAGAAGAUGUUUGAGGUGAAACGACGAGAACAGCUGUUGGCACUGAAAAACCUGGCACAGCUAAACGAUGUUCACCAGCAGUACAAGAUUCUUGAUGUCAUGCUCAAGGGGCUCUUUAAGGUGCUGGAGGACUCACGGACAGUGCUCAUUGCUGCAGAUGUGCUCCCAGAUGGGCCCUUCCCCCAGGACGAGAAACUGAAGGAUGGGUGGCUGGGGCUGGCCAGAUGGGCAACAGAAGGGCAUCUGCCCAGGCCACUCAUCAGGAUCCUCUUGCCAGCUUUCUCCCAAGUAGUGGAGAACACAGCCUUCUUCGGUGAUGUGGUGCUGCGCUUCCCGAGGAUUGUGCACCACUACUUUGACCACAAUUCCAACUGGAACCUCCUUAUCCGCUGGGGCAUCAGCUUCUGCAACCAGUCGGGCGUGUUUGACCAGGGGCCCCACUCGCCCAUCCUUAGCCUGAUGGCCCAGGAGCUGGGGAUCAGUGAGAAAGACUCUGACUUCCAGAACCCAUUUAAAGUAGACCGCCCAGAGUUCAUUUCCAGCACCGACCCUUUCCAGAAAGCCCUGAGGGAGGAGGAGAAACGCAGGAAGAAAGAGGAGAAGCGGAAAGAGAUCCGAAAAGGCCCACGGAUCUCAAGAUCCCAGUCUGAGUUAUAGCCAUGAGCAGCCCAGGGCUCAAGGGGCCAGGAGGAGACCACUCCAGAGGAAGAGGUGGAGGUAUCGACUGGUGGUGAGAGCUGGCCCUUGUGAAAGAGGAGGUGGCAUUCCCUCAGCCCUCUGGAGCCGGCUCUGCGCCCUAACAGAAGUGACUGGGCCACAGAGGGCUGGAUUUCCUCCCAGGGGCCUCCCUGGAGGGAGUUCCAAGGGGGCCUUCAGAGGAUGCCAUGCUGCAAAUCAAACCACAUCAAGAUGCCGGGGGAUCUGAAGGGAUCCCAGCUGGACUCUCCCUUUGGGUUAGGACUGCUGGCCAGCUGGCUACCACCCUUCUGGAGGAGGCAGCAAAACCAGGCUCUGAGCCACUUGUGGAAGUGCCAUGCCUGCUGCUGGCCCCACUGUGGCACUAAGCUGCCCAGCACAGGUCCCAGCUCCCUGCAGUGAUAUAAUAAAAGCCAGCAAACCCUCCGAGCUAACCAAGUCUGGUUUGGGCCCCAGGGAGCUGUGAACCCUUUCGUGGGGCAGGGGCCUGGGUAGGGGGACCAGGGGUCCUCCAAGAUGUAGAGACUACCUUAAAGGAUAUUCCCACCUCAUUACGAGGAGCCCUAGGCCCUGGCAAGGCAGUGAAGCAGGGGCUUGGCUUAGCUCUCCUAUUCCCUUCUCAGCACUGUCCUUCAUGAAGGAGUGAGCAACACGAUCUCUGUCCUCAGAUCUCUGGAGACAGUUCACGAGCAGGUGCAGGGUAGAGUCAACAUGUAGUGUCUGGCAACCCUAGAAGUCCCUUGGCCUGUGGGUAGAAGAUGUCAGGGGACAGGCUGUAGCUCUGCAGCAGGCUGUGCUUUGCAAUGGCAGUGCUGCCCCAAACUGGAUUGGUCAGAUGGAGAGUUCCCCAUAGCAGAGACCAGGGGCCAUAGAGCAGGGAAUCUGCAGAGGGAAUUAGGCCCUGAAUGGGCAGCUACCCUUGAAUCAUGCUCCUCCCAGGCAGAGGAAGGAGGGACUCCGAUGGGAAUUCCAGUUCAGUUUCUCUGACCUUGCCAAGUCAUAUCUGUCUCUUAAAAGAGGAGAAACACAUGACUAUCCCAGAACCCUCCACCCCCCCCCACCUCUGACAGAGUCCAAGAGAGAUGGGAGUUUUGUCUCUGCCCCUCAGACUUGCUGAGUGACCUGACCCAGCCCUUCCCUGUGCUGUGGCUUCAUUGGCAAAAUGAAUUUUAGUCUGAAUCCUCUGCCCAGCCCUAAACUGCUUCUCUGAGUCUGGGGCCUGGCUUCUCAGUGACAGAUGCUCUUUUCUGAUGGGUCUUAUGUCACCCUGUAUGUACAGUUAAAGAGAGGGGUCAGUCUUACCUAUCUUCACCUCUGUCCUGUCUGGCUCCCCUCUCCUUCUAGGCUCUACCUUCUACACCUUCAGCCUUUCCAUCCUCAAAUGGGCCCAAGUUUCCCCAUCUGACACCUUCAAAGAAAGAAACAGAACCACUCAGCUCUCCCCCUCUCUCCUUCCCUUUGAUGCCACUGGUGAAUUGUUCCUGGAACUCCACCUCAAGUCUUAACUGUAGGCAGAGCCUUCCUUCCCAUUUCCUUGUCAGGAUGUAUAGAGGCCGUAGUUCCUUGCAGCUGGUAUUCAGUCCUCUGAGCAAAGUGCCAUUAACCAGAUGUACCAACCAUAAUGGGAGUUGUGCUGGUGGAGGUAGUGGCUGCUGGGACUAGAGUUAUCAGUGGGGCAGGGGAUGAGGGCAGUUCUAGUAGCCACACUGUCUUCACUGGUGUUUUCAGCAUGGUCUUAGAUACUGUUCCUGUCUGCUGAGUUUCAGAGUCCAAUCUGAGGCACCCCUGGAGAAUCUCAGAGCUCCCCUAUAUCCUCAGAGGCAGGGUUUUUCAACAGUGGCAUUUAUUUACAUUUAGGGCCAGAUAAUUCUUUGUUGUGUAUAUGAGGAUGGCUGUUCUGAGUGUUGUAGGAUAUUAGCAUUCUUAGCUUCUGCCUACCAGAUGCUAGUAGCAGUCUCUGGACAUUACUAGAUGACCCCUGGGGGUAAAAUCUCCCUGGUCCACAGCCCUUGUUCCUCCUUAUCCCAGCCCCACAUCUUUGUCUGCUGUCCCUGGUUCCUCAGUCAGUGCCCCCAGGGAGAUGCUGUUGGAAGCUCUCUGAGAUGAUCCUCCCAGGCUUCUGGGCUAGUAUGUUGUCCUGGUUCUCUACCCUCAGUCUGAGUCUGCUCUGUCUCUUCCUGAUUCCUCUCUCCUCACCUGCCUCUUAAACAAGACAUUUUUUUUAAACUAAAUCUCUCCUCUCUGCUUUUUUUCUUAGCAGUUGCAUCCUCUGAGACUCCAAAGCUGAUGGCACCUGCCCUCUUGCCCCUUAUAACCCUCAGUCCUUAUGUUUCAGUUUUUCCAAAACCAAACUUACUAGUUCCCAUCCCCAAGCCUAAUCUCUGUGUCAAUCCGUAGGGUACAUGUUCUUGCCUAAUCCUGGAGGAGGUGACAACUAAAUCUGGGGGAGGAGGGAGGGCAGGGCAUGGUGAGCAAAGCCCUAAAAAGGGAGGUGUCAAAGGUAGUAAAUGAAAAAGGAUAUGCAAAGGUCACUUCUCUGGCCUGUAGUAAUUGCCCAGUAUGUGGUAUAUCUCUGGAUAUAUGGUUGUCUGCUCCCUCCCUUUUCAAGUGGAGAACCUAGGUCCCUUUUUUUUUUUAAGAUUUAUUUAUUUAUUUAUGAGAGAGAGAGAGAGAGAGAGAGAGAGAGAGAGAGGCAGAGACACAGGAGGAGGGAGAAGCAGGCUCCACCCCGGGAGCCCGACGUGGGACUCGAUUCCGGGACUCCAGGAUCGCGCCCCAGGCCAAAGGCAGGCGCCAGACCACCGAGCCACCCAGGGAUCCCUGAGAACCUAGGUCCUAAGGAGUGACUUGUCUAAGGCUGCUCCAGCCCCGAGAGCCAGUCUCUUUUCCCAGUCAGGACAAAGUGCCAACUGGAAGAGAUGUUCAGUUAGGUGGGAUCCAGGGCCACAGGGAGAAUGCCAGUGUUCUGCUGAGGCUGGGUGCAGCAAAGCCACCUUUCUUUGGCAGUUUCUACUGAGCCUUCAUGUGUGCCUCUGGAGGCCACUUUGUUAGGCACUGCAGCCUCUGGACAGGUCCAGUUGAGAGUUGGGACAGUGCAGAGUGAGAGUAGGAUGUGCCUACUUCCCUGUUCAUGCAGCCCUCUUCUCUGGGUUGGGAGACCACUAGACCAAAGUGACUUAUGGUAGGCCAGCAGACAGUCACCCUUCAGUGUGGGGAGCCCUGCAAGAGGCUUAGUCAAAGGUGGCACUGCCCAAGUCAAUGCCUAGUCCUGAGCAGAGCAGCAGGGUUUUCUGUCUCAGGGUAAGACUAGUAGGUGUAGUCUGCAUGUGAGCUCUUCUACAUGUGAACAAUGAAGAAACAUUCUUGUCCUUUUUUCCCCCCAAAAUAGGCAACCUUUUUCUUGUUAUACAUGUUCAUUAUAAGAAGUAAUUUUAAACAAUGCUGAAAUACCAAGGAGGAAAUAAAAUUAACCCUAAAUCAAACCACCCUGUAAUCAAUGACUGACAGUCAGCUGUUGGGCCUUCCAGCCUUUUAACUCUUUUUUUUUUUUUUCCAGCCUUUUAACUCUUAAUGUGAACACAUAGAUCUCUAUUUUGUUGGUUACAAUAGCUACUGUGUAUGGGCACAUACAGUAUGUCAGGCCUUAUGCCAAGUGUGUGCUGGCAGCAGCAGCUCCUGCCUUAGGGCCUUUGUCCAUAUCUGUUCCCAUGGCUACGCGAGACAUGAUUCCUCAAAAUUUUAGGUUUCUUCUGAAUUGUCAGAGUCCUUUGUUGCAUCACACCCAGUACGUUCCCUUGAUGAUUUGUGCCAUUGUCUGCUUUUUACUUUUGUUUAAUGUCUUCUUUCACUACCGGAAGCUCUCAGAGGGUCAGGAACUGCCUCUUUUUGCCUGUCAGAGACGUUCAAUAAAUAUUGUUGAAUGAA